This is a messenger RNA of Saccostrea cuccullata (small rock oyster), 963 nucleotides long. RefSeq names its product fibroleukin-like. The transcript is spliced from 5 exons. The coding region runs from base 1 to 963 and encodes 320 amino acids. Lineage: Eukaryota; Metazoa; Mollusca; Bivalvia; Ostreida; Ostreidae. The record is from RefSeq and is a predicted model, not a curated record.
AUGAGCAGUCAGUGUGUUAUCUCCUUAAUUGUCGGGUUCUUGGCUUUAUCUAAAGCGACCAUUAUUUCUCAGAAAUAUACCACAAAAGUUGUAUUUAAUGAUAAGAAAUCAAAUGAUGAACUUGUCGGGGAAUAUAACGCUCAUUCUUUGACCGAGUGCGCCGCGAUGUGUCAAAGGGAGUGCGUUUUCUUUGGAUUCAACAGUCAAAUGAAGAAAUGUCGUACCCACAAGAAACUAUUCACGUGUGAGCUGUCUGAUGAGGCCGGUUGGAGAUACUACUUUCAUUACGAUUGUGUUUUUUCUGCCAUGCCCAAAGAUUGUAACGAACUUUAUGAAGAUGGAAAAACCAGUACAGGGGUGUAUGAUAUAUACCCCUAUGGGACCAUUACCAGUCCUGUCCGUGUCUACUGCGAUAUGAGGACAAUGGGCGGGGGAUGGACGGCCAUUCAGAAACGCGUAGACGGCUCGGUGAGCUUUGACAGGAACUGGAUGGAAUAUAAAAUUGGAUUUGGUUCACCAGGACAGAAUGUAUGGGUUGGAAAUGAUGUAAUCCACCAGUUAACAAAAGAAUGCAUCUCCUCCCUUUAUGUGUCCAUCACUCUCCAGAAUGGCACAACACUCUAUGAAAUGUACGACGGAUUCUCAGUCUCCAACGAAGCUGGAAAAUAUCAACUUUUUCUUACAGGACCUGCCACGGGGACCUUAGGUAACUCUAUGUUAGAUACAGGUUAUUCUUGGCGUGAUCUGUCUGGGAUGGCAUUCUCCACCCCGGACAGAGAUAACGACAGGUCUAGUUUUGCUAACUGUGCUGCUAACUACAUAGGAGGCUGGUGGUUUAACGCCUGUACCUACACAUUCCUUAACGGUCCCUGGUCCCCGGGAUCCUGGGAUAAACCAUGGUAUCCCACAGUAAGGAAUGGGACGUCAGUGAAGGGCACCACCAUGAUGAUCAGACGGAACUAG